Molecule: messenger RNA, 360 nt
Organism: Paraphaeosphaeria sporulosa
Lineage: Eukaryota; Fungi; Ascomycota; Dothideomycetes; Pleosporales; Didymosphaeriaceae
Exons: 3
Coding region: 145-360 (71 amino acids)
Source: RefSeq, a predicted model, not a curated record
CGUUCUUGGCCCCAGUUACUCUGUCCCAUCCAUUUGACUCUUUACUGGGCUGUAUCUCAACGAUUAACUGCAUCGAUAGCUCAGUGCCUUCACAAUAGCAUACACUUCAGUCGUCUUGCAACUGCGCAUCUUUCAGAAGCCACUAUGCACCGAUUCUUCACCACACUUGGUAUUUUCUUCGCUCUGGCGAUGUUCGCGAAAGCGUUUCCAGUAGCAAGUCCAAGACUUGUGGAGGUCAGCGUCCCAAGAGAAUGCGAUGAAGGAGAUAAGGUUCUGAAGAGAAGCAAGUACGACGUCAUCAUUGGGAGCUUCGAUAUCUUCCAGAUUGCCGCUCCAUGCUAUGGUUUUAAGAAGAACUAA